AGAUAGAGAACUUCCGGCUUCGACUCGCUUUUGUGUUAUGUGGGCAGAAGGAUUUUUCGAGGACACCUAUGACCAACCCUUCUUUGGAACAUACCUAAUUGCAAUGCGCAAACUCCUAGUAUAUGCCUAUACGGUUCUAGAAACAAAUCUACAGCCGGUAGAGGACAGGGAGAUCUAUCGAUUGGUUUUUGAACGAUUUGGGAAAGAGCUCCAGUAUAUGAGAAACUCGAUCGGCUCCCUUGGGCAAACGAAAUUGCAGUGUCCACAUCAACCCUCCCGUCCUAUAAUCACUGAAGAUCCCUUCACUUACAAAUUGUAUUAUGACCGUCAAGAAGGUGAUCACCCUAGGUAUUUCAAGAAACCCUAUCUUCAAAAGUCCCCCUCCGUUGCACCUUAG
Molecule: messenger RNA, 397 nt
Organism: Acaulospora colombiana
Lineage: Eukaryota; Fungi; Glomeromycota; Glomeromycetes; Diversisporales; Acaulosporaceae
Source: the annotation of a GenBank genome assembly